AUGAAUUCGGGAUCCAAACGGAAAACACCCUCGCUUGUUCAUCUAUUUGAGACCAGAGUUCACAAAAACCUUCCUCGGAAUACAUUCCCAAUCCCGGAAAUUAUUUUCGACCUCACCUUAGCCCUCAGUCCUCAUAUUUUCCUGUUGGGUAUGCUGUUUAGGAUCCGUGCAUUCAAGAAUAUAUCUGAGGAUGGCCCUAUUUUGGACUGUCCUGAAAAAUUGUAUAGACUUCGGGUCUUAGAUAGGCUAGGCCAGCAGGAACUAAAGCUCAAAGACGAGAUUCUCGAUGACUACGUUAUUGCGGGAGCCCGAUGGAUUUCGCAUCGCAUUGGACCAAAAGCUUACGGCUGGCUGCGCUACCGAAUAAAACGAGGUGGUCUAAUCACAGGGUUUGCAGAAGUCGCGAGGCCUUACUGCCUCCGAUAUAGCGCAGCGAAAGCGUUCAACGACAGUCAACGUAAGCAGUGGAAAACCCAGGAGAAAAUUGUGAAGAAGCUUCAAAAGAAAUAUAAACACGCCGAGGAGCAGUAUGACCGUUCCGUGAAGCAAUUACGCAACGAAAAAGGCCGACAACGACACUGCUUAAUUCGCGAAAACCUAGAACGUUAUAAGAAUGAACAGCCGGUGAUCGACAGCGAACGGCAGCUGUCAGAGAAGAUAGUUAACGAGGAGGUCAAGGUUGCACUAGAAAGUACAGGCUCUAUAACACCACAGUAUAUAACUCUUAUCGACACAGUCUUGACUAUACCCGGUGCAACUACUGAGAAAGAGUAUAAGCGAAGGAUUGCUGCAAUCAAUGCGGUGAUUGCUGUUUGUAAUGCAGAAGAGGGCUCACCUUCCCGGCCCCCUACAUCAAAAAAACGCUGCGUUAAUUAUAUCGACACUUCGCCAGCUGAUCUUAUACCUAAAAGGCAGAAGCCGGCUGCUUCAGAUAUAGAGGACGAUGUUUUUUCUCAAGCCAUCGCUUCGGUCUGCGUCAAAUCUCCAGAAGAGAGACCGACGAUCUGCUUUAUCUGCCUCGGUAACCCAAUGCUGCCGGGCAGUGAACGACUGCGGAAGUUCAAGAACUCAGGGUCUCUCAGCCGACACUUUGUGAACAAACAUAUCAAACCGUAUUCGAACAGUAUACAAUACGAGUGCACGAUAUACGGAGAGCAACUGUCGUCUAAAUCAGCACUACUGAACCACGCUCAAGGUUCACAUAGAAUUGUUUCUUGCUUGCCUCUACCAGUUCUUGGUCUGCCUUUACCAGGAAAACCAAGCUUCGAUUGA
Penicillium vulpinum is the source of this 1272-nucleotide messenger RNA. RefSeq lists its product as uncharacterized. The coding region runs from base 1 to 1272 and encodes 423 amino acids. NCBI's taxonomy places the organism in Eukaryota, Fungi, Ascomycota, Eurotiomycetes, Eurotiales, Aspergillaceae. The record is from RefSeq and is a predicted model, not a curated record. The transcript has 4 exons.